AGCUUGAACCUCGCGAUUUUGAGAAUGAAGUACUAACACACCAAUUGGCAAAGAACAGAAAAGCGCAGACGCAUCGCAUUGGACAGGGACCUCGCAGACGGCGCCGGCGCCCGCAGACAGAACCUCACCAGCCGUCACCAUGGUGCCCCUCCCGCUGUUCAAGCUCGCAUCUCUCUUUGUGCGGCAUGUCUCCAAGUAUGGCGCAAAUCGCAUCAAGGCGCAGGCUCAUGACCACCCGCGAUUUCGCGCGCUCGCAGCCAAGUAUGGCCAGGCUAUCCACCAGCUCAACAUGAAGAUGUCUGUCGCCCUACUGAGAGAUCCCGAGGCCGAGAGACGAGCCAAAGAAAUCGCCGAAGCUCCCACGGUCAAGACAGAGCAACAGCUCAAAAAAGAAGAAGAAGCCAAGCAGAAGGCCAAGCAGAAGAACGAACCCGAGCCGGCUAGCUACCCCAAGUUCACGCUUCAAAACGUAUGGCGGCGAAAAUUCCGACCAUUGCCGGAGGCCAAGGCUGUAGAUUUGUUCGCUGAUGUCGCUGGCGAUACCUUUAUUCUCGGCGUGGCGGGAGCAUUGAUUAUAUACGAGUACUGGAAAUCGUCGCAAAAGCCCGACGCCAACAAAGAGCGUUUCGAGGAGCUCAACAGGAGGUUUGAAGAACUUCAGAAGAAAGAGGAGGAACUAGCAGAUGCCGAGGAGAGACAGCGGCAACGAUUCGAAUCCCUCGAAGAGGCUUUAAGAGCGUUGAAGGACCCGAAGACGAAGCAGCCAUUAUUACCAUCACUGCAACCGAGCAACUAGGCAAUAUCAGUUUUGGCUGCUUAGCUGAUGCGGGCUCCGCGGCCACCAAAAUGAUGGAGCAUGAUGCCCAAUAUUUGAGCAUCUCGAGCUCCUUAAAUACCACAUCUUGAUGCAUAUCGCAAAGGUUCAUUCACAGUGAAGAGAAUUCCAAAGUCUCACAAUGAACUGGAUGCUUCUUGGUUAGGCUGGGCUAGAUAUCCUCAGACGGCUCAACACUCCACUCAUUACUGCAAAGCGUUCAUAUUUUUUUUUUCUUUUAUUAGUUUACACAUCACAUCAAAAAUGGAUCAGCGGGCAAAUGAUAAAAGAGAAAGGAUACAGGGAACAGAGAAGAAUUGGGGAAUAGGACUUGGAUAAAGGCUUAUACGAGAAGGAGUGAAAUGGAGCGCAAAGGCUCCUUCCUGACUCGCCGCUUUGGAGGUGGGUGCAGAUUUUCGGUACAUACAACACAGAGAAGCUUUAUAUAGACAAAAAUUCAUACAUUAUCAACCACAAC
Messenger RNA from Trichoderma asperellum CBS 433.97, 1292 nucleotides. RefSeq lists its product as uncharacterized. Gene Ontology annotation, cellular component: mitochondrion. Lineage: Eukaryota; Fungi; Ascomycota; Sordariomycetes; Hypocreales; Hypocreaceae. The record is from RefSeq and is a predicted model, not a curated record. Gene Ontology annotation, biological process: regulation of lipid metabolic process.